Talaromyces proteolyticus is the source of this 2237-nucleotide messenger RNA. RefSeq names its product putative histone acetyltransferase. NCBI's taxonomy places the organism in Eukaryota, Fungi, Ascomycota, Eurotiomycetes, Eurotiales, Trichocomaceae. The record is from RefSeq and is a predicted model, not a curated record. Bases 210 to 1931 code for a protein of 573 amino acids. Gene Ontology annotation, cellular component: elongator holoenzyme complex; nucleus; cytoplasm. Gene Ontology annotation, molecular function: iron-sulfur cluster binding; acyltransferase activity, transferring groups other than amino-acyl groups. The transcript has 2 exons. Gene Ontology annotation, biological process: tRNA wobble base 5-methoxycarbonylmethyl-2-thiouridinylation.
AAUUCGUCCCGCCUUCGUCGCCAUUUUUUUGCCGGACCACCACCGCAUUGUUAUCCUCACUUAUCUAGCUUCCACUGCUCGUCGAUAAGGAAGAGAAGUCUUUGUCUUAUUUAUUUUAUUUGCUCUGACUCCCCCUAUACAUAGCUUGAUCCUCAACUGCGCCAAUCCCACAACCCGGUUAGAGAGAAACCGACUUUUUUUGAUUCAAUAUGGCAACAGCCACCAUGACGAUGCGGCCAGAGACGCUGGCAAAAAAGUCCAAACUGCCCCCAGAAAACGAACGGUUUAUGCGCGCGUGCUCUGAUGUUGCGAAUGUUCUCAUCCAAGAGUACGAGUCUCAGCGAGACCCUACCAAACCCAAGAGAGACCUCAAUUUAAACAAGCUGCGGGGUCAAAUAGCGAAGAAGCAUUCGCUGCAAGCGCAGCCUCCGCUCACUGCUAUCAUUGCUGCUGUCCCUGAACAUUACAAGAAAUAUAUCCUUCCUAAACUGAUUGCAAAGCCAAUUCGCACGUCUUCUGGAAUCGCUGUCGUUGCCGUCAUGUGCAAGCCUCACCGUUGCCCACACAUCGCCUAUACGGGAAACAUCUGUGUGUAUUGCCCAGGGGGUCCAGAUUCGGAUUUCGAAUACUCAACGCAGUCAUACACUGGUUACGAACCGACAUCGAUGAGAGCCAUCCGUGCGCGAUACGAUCCUUUCGAGCAAGCCCGAGGCCGUGUUGACCAGCUGAAAUCCCUCGGACACAGUGUCGACAAGGUGGAAUAUAUCAUCAUGGGUGGCACAUUCAUGUCCCUUCCAGAGGACUACAGGGAUACCUUCAUAUCACAACUCCACAACGCGCUCAGCGGAUAUCAAACGGAUAACGUUGACGAGGCCGUGCAGGCUGGUGAAAUGAGCAAUAUAAAAUGCGUAGGUAUUACAAUCGAGACUCGUCCCGACUAUUGUCUGGAUACACAUCUCAGCAGUAUGCUGCGUUACGGGUGUACGAGAUUGGAGAUUGGAGUGCAGAGUCUGUAUGAAGAUGUUGCUAGAGAUACAAACCGAGGACACACGGUCGCAGCUGUUGCAGAAACAUUCAAACUGGCCAAGGAUGCUGGGUUCAAGGUGGUCAGCCACAUGAUGCCUGACUUGCCGAACGUCGGGAUGGAGCGUGAUAUUGAUCAGUUUCGGGAGUAUUUCGAAAACCCAGCUUUCCGCACAGAUGGUUUGAAGAUUUAUCCCACGCUUGUCAUUCGUGGUACCGGUCUUUAUGAGUUAUGGAGGACAGGACGAUACAAGAAUUACACGCCAAAUGCGCUCAUUGACAUAGUUGCGAGGAUCUUAGCUUUAGUGCCACCUUGGACUCGUAUCUAUCGAGUGCAACGCGAUAUUCCCAUGCCGCUGGUCACUUCCGGUGUUGAGAACGGAAACCUUCGUGAACUUGCUCUGAGCCGAAUGAAGGACUUCGGCACUACAUGUCGUGAUGUACGAACGCGAGAGGUUGGAAUUAACGAAGUGAAAAACAAGAUCCGACCUUCUCAGAUUGAGUUGGUGCGACGCGAUUAUACCGCCAACGGAGGCUGGGAGACUUUCCUGGCAUACGAAGAUCCCAAGCAGGAUAUCCUAAUUGGCCUCUUGCGCUUGCGCAAGUGUAGCUCAACUCAUACGUUCCGCCCUGAACUCACUGGGCAACAAACCAGUCUUGUUCGAGAGCUUCAUGUGUACGGUUCUGCCGUUCCAUUACAUGGUCGAGACGCUCGUAAAUUUCAGCAUCGCGGGUUCGGAACACUUUUGAUGGAAGAAGCCGAACGUAUCGCCAGAGAAGAGCAUGGGAGCCAGAAGAUCAGUGUCAUUUCUGGCGUUGGUGUCCGAAGUUAUUAUGGACGUCUGGGGUACAGCCUCGAUGGUCCGUAUAUGUCCAAAAGGCUAGAGCCUUUUGGUGACGAUGAAUAAUGAAUGAUCGGGCCCGAAUAUAUGAUGGCGAAUACCCAGCUGAUCAUGCAUAUGGAUUCACGUACUUUGCAUUGGCGGCGUUGACGAUGAGGCGUCGAUAGGUGUUUCAAUGAGGGCUUUUUUGUUUGUAUUUGAUGGUAAAUGGUGAUUCACUGUAUAAAGAAACAUUUAAUUGGUUAAGUAUCAUAAAUAUAUUCGAAAUAUAUAUAUAUCCGCCGAGUUCGAAACCGCAUAGCAAUUGAUAUAUUUAUCAGAGGUUACUAUGUUCCUUACAAAUUUAGCCCAAUUAACACAAAUAUAUCGUUC